Molecule: messenger RNA, 1721 nt
Organism: Fopius arisanus
Lineage: Eukaryota; Metazoa; Arthropoda; Insecta; Hymenoptera; Braconidae
Product: F-box/LRR-repeat protein 20
Exons: 5
Coding region: 138-1391 (417 amino acids)
Molecular function (GO): protein binding
Source: RefSeq, a predicted model, not a curated record
CCUUAAUUCAUCAGUGAAAUGAAUCUAGAGCGAACAUGAGAAUUGAAUAGUGCUCUUUGGUACGACGUUGCAGACCUGGUUGUUCUAUUGGUCAGCUCUCUCUGGGCGAUCAUAGAAAAUAUUUCCACCUAGUUUGAAUGGAAUGGAAUGGCAAGUACUGGAACGGUGUACUCCUGGAGGAAGUGGACGACGAGGGAGAGUUAAAUUAUCCAGACUGGAAGUCCAAUCUGACAAUCGUCGAACUUCCAACCGAGUGCAUUUUGAAGAUAUUUUCGUAUCUCUCGAUUCCCGAAAAAUUCAGUCUCGAAGAUGUGUGUCUCAGGUGGAGAGAAAUAAGUGAAAAUGGAUGGCCAGACGUUAAAAGACUUUUCAUAAGAUCGACUUAUCCUCGAUUCACCGCUGCCGAGAUCGAGAUAAUUUUCAGACGAUGUGGGAGGUUUCUUAAAUCUAUGAGGAUCGACCUGGAGGACGAGAGGACUAACUACUUGCAUUUCAUCCAAAAAUACUGCAGAAACCUGAAAGAACUUGAGAUAGAUUUCGUGCAGAUCAAUUGGCGGACGAUAGUGACUCUUUAUUAUGUGGAUUAUUUCUCAAGGGUUUACGAGACCUGUAGGGAUCUCCGGUCUAUUAAAAUAUUGUCUCUCAAGUCUAAUUUUACUGAUGCUUAUGUCAUGAAUUUGCGAUGCGAAAUUGUGGAGACAAUUCACUUGACCGUUGGAGCACAUGGCGUGCAUUUUUCUCUGAAUUUAUCGAGAUUCAGAAAUCUGCGCUGUCUGAAUCUCGAGAGGUUCAUUAUUGAAGAAAAUAGUUUGGGAGGAUUUGACCGGUUGCAGCAUUUGGAGGAAUUAUAUUUUUCAUUCUGCAAUGUUCAUGUGAGUUAUAUAGAGAGUAUCAGGAAAUUUAAGAAACUGGAGAAAUUGUGGAUGAAUGGAACAAUCAGUGAGAUUCGAGAUGAUCAUCUGUCGAUGAUCGUCAGUCAUUGCAAGAGACUGAAAAUUCUCAAUGUGGACGGUCUUCGGGGAUUAACGGAUCGUUGCUUCCGGGACGUAUCGCAAUUGCCGAUUCUCGAGGAAUUACACAUGAUGAAUCUAUCCCGAGUGACUGAUGAUUCUAUAGCGAAUAUGAAAACAUUGAAGACCCUGAGCUGUCCUCAGUGCCCAGGAAUCGGUAACGAUGGACUGAAACGAUUGAUCCAGGGCGCCCCAAAUCUACGGUUUCUAUCUGCACGACGAACAUCGGUAAACAAAAAUUUUCUAACUGACGCUAAUGAGGCGAUACAAUCUCGUCAGAGCGACGUGGAACUGUUUCUUGAUCUCGGGGCUGAGGCUUACACAUGGCAGGUGCCAACAAAUUUCUCUUCACUCUUAAUUUUGGAAGGAAGCACGAAGUAAAUACAGACGGGGGGCAAUGCAAAUAUUUGUUUUGAUAACAAAACAGACAGACAGUGAUAAAAGAAUUACAAAUAAAAUUUCAAACCAACAUCAACACUUUCCACAAUCACUCAAUUAUAUCAACCUUUUCAUUAUUUUAUCCGCAGAAUAAGCAUUCUCGAAGGUAAACAAAUAUUUAGUAAAAUUAUCACGGAAAAUUGUGUAAGAUUAUAUUUGUUGUGAAUUCAUUUUACAUUUUAGCGUUAUAAGAUUCACAAAUAAAUUCACUGUCAUUAAAUUUCGCUGUUUAAUCGUUCAAACAGGCAAUCGCGCUGUUUCACUAGUGAGAAA